AUGAUUGCAUUUUCAGAGACGUACUUCGUCUCAGAUGUUGGCAUACAAUCCGACAUCAGCUAUCAACGAUCCAGCGAGGCGCCUAAGCCAUCUGCGCCGCCAGCACCUCAACGUCAAGCAAACAACAUCCCACCACCACCACCACCACCUCCGAUGAGCAACUCACCGUCAAUGCUUGACGAAAUCAACUCGUUAAAACUUCGUCAAGCACCACACGCAGCACGCAAACCGUCCUCGCCUUUGCCACAACAACAACAGCACAAUUAUGCAGAUGACACAGCGAAUGGCUAUAUGCAUAGCGGCGAUGAGAUGGAGAAUGGAAACGAUUACGAGUACGAGAAACAUAAGUCACAACGACCUCGACUGGACAUCAUUCGACGACGUGCGUUUGUUUUGUUGAUUGAUAGUUGA
Messenger RNA from Anisakis simplex (herring worm), 411 nucleotides. Lineage: Eukaryota; Metazoa; Nematoda; Chromadorea; Rhabditida; Anisakidae. The record is from the annotation of a GenBank genome assembly.